AUGGAAUUGUAUCAGAUUAUCGAAGUGAAUGAGCCGCAGCAGUAUUUGAUGCUGAAUGCAUGGAUUGUCGAGCGGUGGUACGACAAAUUAUUACGCUGGAAUCCGAGGGAUUUCGGCAACGUCUCCGAGAUAAUGGUGCCGCAUCAUCGUAUCUGGCUGCCAGACACCACGCUUUACAACAGUCUGGUGAUGGAAGACCGUGAUACUCGACGUCUUCUCAAUGCCAAACUGACCACCGGCCCGAAGGGUGCCUACAUUGAGCUCCUAUAUCCGACAAUAUACAAACUGAGUUGCAACCUGGAUUUGAGAUUCUUCCCGUUCGACAUCCAAGUAUGCAAGCUAAUAUUCGGCAGUUGGACAUUCGAUAAUACCUAUAUUGACUAUCAUCCCUAUAAUGCCCAAUUGGCCAUCGGUACUACGAAUUGUAUCGAGAAUGAGGGGUGGUGGGUCAUUGGGACAAGUGUAACCAGAAGGGUGGAAAAAUACGCUUACAAGAUGCCUUCUACUUCGUCGUUCAUACCCUUGAUUGGCUGGUUCUACACGUGUAUGAUAUUGUUAAUAUCAUUAUCCACCCUUCUGUCAUCCGUGAUAAUCUACAUUCAGAAGCAGGGAAUAUUGGGGAAACCGCCAAGGAAUGAAGUGAUGCGAUACGCGAGAGUUGUCGGGAGAUUCGUCCGGAUGGAACUUCCGCUUUUAAUGCGUCAAGCCUACGCACAGAAGGCACGAGAAGAUCGUCUCCGGAAGACGCAACGUGCCCGUAAAGAGACAAUGUGGCAGAAAGUAUACAAACUGUCCAAGGUCUCCUCUCCUCUUACUUUCAAAAAGACGUUACAACCCAAUUCGCACUCGCAGCCGAAACAUCUCAAUAAGCUGGGCGAUGAAGAAAAUGGGGAGCUACCACAAGAAAAACCAAGGAAAGGCAUCAACAUCAGCCAAGAAGUCCUCAAAAUAAACGGUACAAACGGAGUGCCAGAAUAUACUCCAAUGGGGGAUGUUGAUCAGGAUGAUGAUACCGGAUAUAUUGAUGGCAUGGAAGACGUUGACUUACCGCCCUCGAAAUUCCUCCACAAAACGAGCACAUCCCAGUCGAUUGACAGCGCGCUGCGGCUGGGCGUCAAUCUGGAACCGGCGGCCCCACGAACACCACGGAAUUUAGCGGAGUUGGAGUACGACUGGCUGGCGGCCGUAGUUGAACGGGUUUGCAUCUAUCUCACCGGAUCGUACGUC
This is a messenger RNA of Mesorhabditis spiculigera, 1227 nucleotides long. NCBI's taxonomy places the organism in Eukaryota, Metazoa, Nematoda, Chromadorea, Rhabditida, Rhabditidae. The record is from the annotation of a GenBank genome assembly.